UUAUCACAACAAAUUAAAUCGCUUAUUUGGGUUGAUUUCAGGUGUCUGAUGUUCCACUUCGGGUUGUCAAAUAAACCGAACAGAUCCGAUUUGUUCCCCCAUUCAUUUCAUCAAGGGAGAAAAAAAUAAUGUUGGGUGCUGCGAAGAAUCGAUGUGUAUCGACUGUAAUUCAGAAAUUAGGGUUUCAUCGGGGCGUAUCUUCCCUCAACAAAAUCGAUUUAUUUAACGGUAUCGUCACUGAUGAUAACGCAAACAACACCCCCGCCGCCGCCAGAAGAGAUAUUCUGAGCUUGCCGGAGGUGGAGAAGAUACUGAGCGACGUGAAAGCCGAUGAUGUUAAGGUUAUUCCGGUUCAAAACGACUCUUUUACUGACCAUAUCGUCCUCGCCACCGGCCGGUCUGCUUGGCAUGUUCGUAACAUUGCUCAAGCCCUCUUUUACAAGGCUAAGCUAAAGCAAAGAGGUGAGGAGAAAAUGUUACUCCCAAGUAUGGAAGGCCAAAAGGGAGGGAAGUGGAUUGUUGUUGAUUCUGGGAAAUUGGUUAUUCAUGCACUUGAUGAGAAGAUGAGAGCUUAUUACAACCUGGAUGCACUCUGGACGGAGGAGAAAUUACCGAAAUCAGCUUCAGAAGAAAGACAGGACGAGGCAGUGGAAAAUGGUCUUGUGAAGGUGCGUCGGAAAAAUAACUCCAAAAAGAGACCUGUGAAAAGUGCUUAGAUACAAUUGUGGUUUCCUGUGGACCAAGUUAGAAUCAACGGCUACACAUGACAUUCUUGUUAAAGAUCUUUUUGGACUAUGCCUUUUUACUUCUUGUAAUUGAUUAGAUAUUCUGUUGAAUAAUUUAGUAUUGGCUUCUUCUUUUUUUUUUUUCAAAUUAAAGAUGCUGAGCUUUGCAUGUAUAAUGUUGUUUACAUCCGCAGCUACAAUAAGCUCGUAAGCAUAUGUAUGUAAAUGAACUGAUUGAUUAUCAACCGAGUCUCACAACGGAAACUAUAACUCGUUUCUUGAUCA
Daucus carota subsp. sativus is the source of this 1010-nucleotide messenger RNA. Its product is annotated as protein Iojap-related, mitochondrial. Bases 129 to 716 code for a protein of 195 amino acids. Gene Ontology annotation, biological process: negative regulation of translation; negative regulation of ribosome biogenesis. The record is from RefSeq and is a predicted model, not a curated record. Lineage: Eukaryota; Viridiplantae; Streptophyta; Magnoliopsida; Apiales; Apiaceae. Gene Ontology annotation, molecular function: ribosomal large subunit binding. The transcript is spliced from 4 exons.